Molecule: messenger RNA, 4338 nt
Organism: Rosa chinensis
Lineage: Eukaryota; Viridiplantae; Streptophyta; Magnoliopsida; Rosales; Rosaceae
Product: RNA polymerase II C-terminal domain phosphatase-like 3
Exons: 12
Coding region: 38-3493 (1151 amino acids)
Cellular component (GO): nucleus
Molecular function (GO): RNA polymerase II CTD heptapeptide repeat phosphatase activity
Source: RefSeq, a predicted model, not a curated record
GGAGGAGAGAGUGGUGAUUAUUGACAGUGGUGAUGAGAUGGAUGUUGAGAAGGAGGACGGGGAGUUGGAGGAGGGGGAGAUUGAUUUGGAUUCGGAGUCUGCCGAUAACGAAAAGGCAGCUGCUGCUGGUGCUGAUAUGAAUGUUGAUAGUUCAGAGGGUGGUGUGAAGAAUGAGGUGUGGGAGAAGCGAGUGAACUUGCUAAGGGAAGCAUUGGAGUCUCUGACUAUUACUGAGGCCGAGAAAUCAUUUAGAGAUGUAUGUCUCCGGUUUCUUGGCAGUUUGGAAAGCUUGCGAGGAGUACUUUCGGACAUAAGUGUGUCUACUAAAGAAGCUCUUGUUCAGCAGUUGUUCACUGCCGUACAAGCUAUUAGCUCGGUUUUCUGCUCGAUGAGCCCUGACCGGAAGGAGCAGAAUAAAGAUGUUCUAGCAAGGAUACUUUCUUCUUCAAAGAGUGAUCCUUCUCCUUUUUCCGCUGAGCAGCUAAAAGAGAUAGAGGUGAUGAUAUCCUCUAUGGAAUCCCCUGCUGUUUUCCCUCAAACUAAAGCAGGUACUCAGGGCAACGAGAUACAGUCUAUUAAUGGGGUUAACAAUAUGGAUUCAGAUACUUCAGUUGCAAAUGCCAGUCAUGUGUUCACUUAUUCAGCUAAUAAUGCUUCAGAUUUUGCACCUGUAUCUGUGGUUCAUAGCAAUCCUAAUAUAUCAUCCGAAGUUCCAAGAUCAGGGACAUCUAGUUUUAAGGGUAGAGGACUCAUGCUACCCCUUUUAGACCUUCACAUGGAUCAUGAUGAAGAUAGCCUUCCAUCUCCUACACGAGAACCACCAGCAGGUUUUCCUGUCCAGAAACUAUCGGUUGUUGCUGAUGGGAUGGUAAAAAAAUCAGGGUUGGAGACAACUCGGGUGGCCCUAGAUGUAGAAGGUUCAAAAAUGCAUGGUUAUGAAACUGAGGCUCUUAAGGCUGUUUCUAGCUAUCAACAAAAGUUUAGUCGUAAUUCUUUUUUGACGAGUGAACUUCCAAGCCCAACCCCUUCAGAAGAGGGUGAUAGUGGGGAUGAUGAUACGAUUGGGGAGGUUUCUAGUUCUUCUGCACCUAGUAAUGUGAGAACUUCCCGUCCCCCCAUUUUGGGUCGUCAAGUUGUUUCUUCUCCUCCUCCUCCUACCAUCAUCAUGGCUAGCUCUGACUUGCAAGGACCAAUUACUGCAAAAAGUGCAGCCUCUGUGAGUUUGGUGUCUAAUAUGCCUGUUAAAUCUUCAGCUAAGAGUAGAGACCCUAGGCUUCGAUUUGCCAAUUCUGAUGUUGGUGCGUUGACCCUUAACCAACAAUCCUCAAUUGCGGUGCAUAAUGCACCUAAAGUGGAUUCUGUUAUCACAGUAAGCUCAAGAAAGCAUAAAUCCCCUGAGGAGUCUAAUUUUGAUGGUCCUGAAUCAAAAAGACAAAGGGGUGCAAACUCAGUGGUUGGUAGGGGUGCAAAAACUUCUUUCGGAAGUGGUGGCUGGUUGGAGGACAUCAGUAGUGUUGGACCUCAUUUAAUUAACAGGAACCAGGCUGUGGAGAAAAAAGAAGCUGAUCCCAGAAAAGUGAAUAAUUUUUCAAGUUCUCCUGGUACCCAGACUGUGGAGAAAAAAGAAGCUGAUCCCAGAAAAGUGAUUAAUUUUUCAAGUUCUCCUGGUACUGUCGAAGGCAACGCCAGUGCCCAAAAUACUGCAAAUGAGCAGGUGCCAUUAAUGGCUGCAAGCUCAGCUUCCUUGCCUGCAUUAUUGAAAGAUAUUGCUGUGAAUCCGACCAUGUUGAUUAACAUACUUAAGUUAGGACAACAACAAAGAGCAGCAGAAGCUCAGCAGAAGGCUGCUGUGCCCGCAGAAAGUAUGACAUAUCCUCCGAGCUCAAGUUCAAUACCCGGAGCACCUGCAUUGGUGAAUGAUCCUUCAAAGACAUCUGGAGCUUUGCUGACACCAACCAUUAGUUCACAAAAAGCUCCAACGGAUGAGGCAGGAAAAGUCCGCAUGAAACUCCGGGAUCCUCGCCGACUUCUCCACGGUAAUGCACUUCAAAAGAGUGGAAGCUUGGGACAUGAACAGUUUAGAAAUAUUGUACCCCCAAUGUCAGGCAGUCAGACAAACAAGGAUGAUAUUAAUGGGCAAAAGCAAGAUAGUCAGGCAGAUAACAAUUUAGUGCCUCCACAGUCAGUGGCUGUAGCAGCCCCUGACAUUGCUAGCCAAUUCACCAAGAAUCUUAAAAAUAUUGCUGAUAUUAUGUCUGUUUCCCAAGCAUCUUCCCAAGUAUCAACAAGUCCAGCAGUACCUUCUCAGAAUCUAUCUACGGAACCUGUUCCAAUCAACCGAGACAAAGUUGAUCAGAAAGCUGAGGACCAGCAUACUGUAAGUAUAUCUGCACCCGAACCAACUGCAGCAGGUCCAUCUCGUUCGCCGGCCACGUGGGGAGAUGUUGAGCAUCUAUUUGAAGGAUAUGAUGACAAGCAAAAAGCAGCUAUCCAAAGAGAGAGAGCAAGAAGGAUGGAAGAACAGAAGAAAAUGUUUGCAGCACGCAAGCUGUGCCUUGUGCUGGAUCUAGAUCACACACUUCUUAAUUCCGCUAAGUUUGUAGAAGUAGAUCCAGUGCAUGAUGAAAUUUUGAGAAAGAAAGAGGAACAGGAUCGUAAAGAGCCACAAAGACAUCUCUUCCGGUUUCAACAUAUGGGAAUGUGGACCAAAUUGCGGCCUGGGGUGUGGAAUUUUUUAGAGAAGGCUAGUCAUCUUUUUGAGAUGCAUCUUUACACAAUGGGUAACAAGCUAUAUGCUACAGAAAUGGCAAAAGUGCUAGAUCCAACAGGGGCUCUUUUUGCUGGACGAGUUAUUUCUAGAGGUGAUGAUGGGGAUCCUUAUGAUGGUGAUGAGAGGGUUCCUAAGAGUAAGGAUCUGGAAGGAGUUUUGGGUAUGGAAUCAGCUGUUGUAAUUAUAGAUGAUUCUGUGAGGGUCUGGCCACAUAACAAACUGAAUUUGAUAGUUGUAGAAAGGUAUACCUACUUUCCUUGUAGCAGACGGCAAUUUGGGCUUCUAGGUCCUUCCCUUCUAGAGAUUGAUCAUGAUGAGAGACAUGAAGAUGGAACUCUGGCAUCCUCAUUGGCGGUUAUUGAAAAGAUACAUGAGAUCUUCUUCUCCCAUCCUUCCCUAGAUGAAGCAGAUGUUAGAAAUAUUCUGGCCUCUGAGCAGCAAAAGAUUUUGGGUGGUUGUCGUAUAGUAUUUAGCAGGGUGUUUCCAGUUGGUGAGGUCAAUCCUCACCUACAUCCUUUGUGGCAGACAGCUGAACAGUUUGGUGCUGUGUGCACCAACCAGAUAGAUGAUCAGGUUACCCAUGUAGUUGCGAAUUCUCUUGGGACUGACAAGGUGAAUUGGGCACUUUCUUCUGGAAAAUAUGUUGUGCAUCCUGGCUGGGUGGAAGCGUCAGCUUUGCUUUAUCGGAGGGCAAAUGAGCAAGAUUUUGCCAUUAAAGCAUAAAGAACCACAUCCUAACCCUUUUGGAAAACUAAAACUGAUGAACAUAGAAUCACGAAUCACUUUGAAGUUGGGAUGGAACUCCAACCUUAGGUCAGGUCUUGCAGGAAUCGGGCUAGACCUGACACUGUUUGGCCUUGUUUUGAUUCAUAUGCCCAUCAAUUAAUUGGCAAUUGCACCCUAAAUUGCCUUGCCAAUUCGCCCAAGCAUAUGAAACAGCCCCAAGCUUCAAAAUUCUGCUUUCAUGGUGGGCUGUCACCUGAAGAAGAAUGAAGUAUUAAUCAUGGUGGGUUUGAGCAUGGUGAUUAUGUUUUGGCUUGGAGCAUUGUUUCCCGAACAGGUUUCGUCUUGAAAAGGAGAGAAAUCUUGAGAAACCUGAUUCCAUUGACAACUUCCAGCCAGUAGAUGUAUAUAGCCAGAGGGGUAUCAGGAUUGUUUAUGAAUGUGUGUUUGUGAGGCUCCAAAACGUAAAAUAAGAGAUUGAAAUCCGGUGACAAAUCCGGUACUGCUCGGAGGUAAAAGGAUGACAAUAUGACGGGAGAGAUUGGAAAGGUUUUACGUGCUAAGGAAGUGCCUAUUUGCAGGGGAGCGGGGUUUGGAAUUGAAUUUGGUGCGGUAUUAUCAUAGUUGACUGGGCUCGUUGGCUAACUUUCUAUUUCACUCUGUCCCGACCUAACUAAAUUGGUUUUGCACAAAGAAAACAUGGGGAAUAAGUUGGUAAAAGAAUUUUCCUACAUAUAGAAGAGUUUUCAGCAGGUUUUAACCUACGUUUUCUUUUGUUUUUACAAUGUAGUCGAUAAUGACAAGUUUUCUACUGAAAAGAAAAGAAAAGUUGUAUCGACCCUGUC